AUGGCUUCUCCUCCAAGCCAGACCCGUCUCGACGGCUUCGACACAUCCCAGUCCCUCUCCGAAAAAGACCUCCGCAUCUUCCGCCUCUACGGCCGUCUCCCUUCCACCUGCACCUCCAAACCCCCAAACUCCUCCACCUUAUCACGCUCCUCCUCUUCUUCUUCCUCCAGUUCCCCUUCCACCUCCCCACCCAACUCCGGCUCCUCCCUCCAACCCGCCACAACAACAACCACUGGUCCCAACGCAACCGCAAACGCAGCAACAUCCCGCUUCGCCCGCCACCUCAAAGAGCGCAAAUACUUUGACUCAGGCGACUACGCCCUUUCCAAAGCCGGGCGGGGGAAUUCUGUGGAUGUAGGGACCAUUGGGUCGGCGCACCCGGCUCCCGAACAGAUUCCUCAUCCUAGUCCGUUGUCGAUCAUGCAAAGGAGGAGGGGGUCGAGUUUUUGUAGUGGGGUUAGUGGGAGUGUUGGGUUGGGGAUGAGAGAGGAAGAGGAGGAUGGAGGGAGGUUGGGGGAGUUAUAUGGUGUUGGUGUUGGGGGGUGGGGAGCAUUUGGAGGGAGGUGCUGGAAUGGGAAUAAUGGGGGGAGGUAUAGGAGGUCGAGUUUGAGUGUGGCGGUUAUGGGGGCUGGUGGGGGGUUUGAGGAUGGGGAGGAGGGGAGGAAAUGA
Neurospora tetraspora is the source of this 669-nucleotide messenger RNA. RefSeq lists its product as uncharacterized. Lineage: Eukaryota; Fungi; Ascomycota; Sordariomycetes; Sordariales; Sordariaceae. Bases 1 to 669 code for a protein of 222 amino acids. The transcript has 2 exons. The record is from RefSeq and is a predicted model, not a curated record.